UGUGGUUCCGAUGGCAACUUUGUUGUCACAGACACAAAUAGCAACAUCCUUUUCAAAGUUAAAGGCGUCCUCUUAACCUUCAUUCACCAGCGCCGAGUCUUGCUUGAUGGCGCGGGCAAUCCCAUUGCUACUCUUAGACAAAAGGUAAUGACGGCCCAUUAUAGAUGGCAAGUUUUUAAGGGAGAAAGCACAGAGGCAGAGGAUUUGCUUUUCAGUGCUAAGACAUCUUCUAUACUGCAACUCAAGACUAAAUUAGACGUGUUUUUGGGAAGUAAUACAAAAGAGGAGGUUUGCGAUUUUAAGGUGAAAGGCAGCUGGCUUGAUCGAUCUUGUGUCAUUUAUGCCGGUGAUUCAGACACUAUAAUUGCUCAGAUGCAUAAGAAGCAUACAGCUGAAAGCGUCUUGAUUGGGAAGGAGAAGGACAACUUUAUGGUGACAGUUUAUCCGAACAUUGAUUACGCAUUCAUUGUUGCGCUAAUUGUGAUUCUUGAUGAGAUUAAUCACGCCGGUCAAAAUCAAAAUUAAAAGCCAUGGAGGCAGGAGAUCCAGAAUUGAUA
Molecule: messenger RNA, 557 nt
Organism: Pistacia vera
Lineage: Eukaryota; Viridiplantae; Streptophyta; Magnoliopsida; Sapindales; Anacardiaceae
Product: protein LURP-one-related 15-like
Source: RefSeq, a predicted model, not a curated record